Messenger RNA from Arctia plantaginis, 1608 nucleotides. The record is from the annotation of a GenBank genome assembly. NCBI's taxonomy places the organism in Eukaryota, Metazoa, Arthropoda, Insecta, Lepidoptera, Erebidae.
AUGGCAGUUUCUGUUGGCGAAAUUUGCGAAAACACUAAGUUGGCCAGGGAGAUGGCUUUGAUGGGAAACUAUGAGUCGGCAUUGGUAUACUACGAAGGCACCGUACAAAUGAUCCACAGGCUCCUGAUCACCAUUGCAGACCCUACACGCAAGUCCAAGUGGCAACUUGUUCAGAAGCAAAUGGCACGGGAGUACGAGCAGUUAAAGGCGACAGUGGCGACAUUGCAAAUGUUUCAACAUGACGGAGAGAAGGCUAUCACACCGCUCACAGGAAACUACGAAGAUCUACCAACGAGGGAUCAGAUGUGGGGUCCCGCGCCGCACGAAAUAGACCCAGAUAUAUGGCCACCGCCCCCGGACAGAGACCCGAACGCAUGGCCACCGCCCAUCAGUGCUGAACACAAGGGACCGCCUACUAUGAAGUCUGCGCGGGCCAACCCUCGGAAUGCACACGCUCGAAAUAAUGACCACAAAAAGACGCCAGCUCAUCGGAACGCAACCACUUCCCAACGAAAGGCUUCUGACGCAAGGAUUCCUAAAAUUGGUGCGAAUAAGGCACACAGCGCUAAAACCAAGGACAACAGCAAUAAAGACCACUCCAGCGGCAAGGAUAGGCAAGAUAGAGACAACAAUAAUGGUGACACGGACGAUGAGAAACACAAAGAUGAUGAAAGAAGGUUUGAGCCGCCUUCAGCAGCUGAUGGCGAUCUCGUAGAAGUUCUCGAACGGGACAUAGUACAAAAGAAUCCUAACAUCAGAUGGGAUGACAUCGCGGACCUCAGAGAGGCCAAGAGACUACUAGAGGAGGCCGUAGUCUUGCCUAUGUGGAUGCCGGACUUUUUUAAAGGCAUAAGGCGGCCAUGGAAAGGUGUUCUGAUGGUGGGUCCCCCGGGCACUGGUAAGACCAUGUUGGCCAAAGCCGUGGCUACUGAGUGCGGGACUACUUUUUUCAACGUGUCGUCUUCUACACUCACCUCCAAGUACCGAGGUGAAUCCGAGAAACUAGUCCGAUUGCUGUUUGAAAUGGCGAGGUUCUACGCGCCCAGCACGAUAUUCAUCGACGAGAUCGACUCGCUGUGCUCGCGGCGCGGCUCGGACAGCGAGCACGAGGCCUCGCGCCGCGUCAAGUCCGAGCUGCUCGUGCAGAUGGACGGGCUCGGCUCCGCCUCAGAUGAACCCGCUAAGGUUGUGAUGGUAUUAGCAGCAACGAAUUUCCCUUGGGACAUAGACGAGGCCCUCCGACGGCGACUAGAGAAGCGCAUCUACAUCCCUCUACCGACGCAAGAGGGACGCGAGGCUCUGCUGCAGAUCAAUCUCAGAGAAGUCAAGGUUGAUCCCGAGGUAGACUUGCGUGGAAUUGCAAAGAAACUAGACGGCUAUUCAGGCGCAGAUAUCACUAAUGUCUGCAGGGACGCGUCAAUGAUGUCGAUGCGUCGCAAAAUAGCCGGCCUGAAGCCAGAACAAAUUAAACAACUUGCCAAGGAGGAGCUCGACCUCCCAGUCACCAGACAGGACUUCAUGGAAGCACUCUCAAAGUGCAACAAGUCCGUCUCUAAAGGCGACAUACAGAAGUACCUCUCGUGGAUGGCCGAGUUCGGGUCUUCUUGA